UUCUCGCCACGUGAACACAAUGAUCGCUAAGCUGUUAGUAGUGCUGGGGGUGGUGGCCGCGGCUACUGGUGACAGGCGCCCCUCAUUCUCCUACGGUGCCCCUGAGUUCUCCUCCGAAGAGUCUUUUGAGUCUUAUGAGUCUAGUGAGGCUCAGUACAACUUCAACUACGCCGUGAAGCACGACCCCUCCGGCAACGACUUCGGGCACCAAGAGUCUCGUGAUGGUGACAACACCAAGGGGUCGUACUACGUGCACCUUCCCGACGGUCGUCUCCAGACUGUGACUUAUUACGUGGACGGUGACUCAGGCUACGUGGCUGAAGUCAGCUACCAGGGUGAGGCUCGCUACCCCGACUCAUACGAGUCCUUUGAAUCCUUUGAGUCCAGGGAGGCUCCCCGCUACGCCCCUCCCAGGCCAACCUACGGGUAGUCAAACUGACUUACAGAGAUAACGCGGCUGUGCUGUAGUGAACUACUCAUCCUCCAAAGCUUAUAUUAUAUUGUACAUAUCUUUAUUGAGAAUAUAUUAUGCAAAUAUAAAUAUAUGUAUUCAUAUUUAUCUAAAAUAAAUUAAAUCAUUGAAACAGAA
Molecule: messenger RNA, 589 nt
Organism: Homarus americanus (American lobster)
Lineage: Eukaryota; Metazoa; Arthropoda; Malacostraca; Decapoda; Nephropidae
Product: pro-resilin-like
Exons: 3
Coding region: 20-430 (136 amino acids)
Cellular component (GO): extracellular matrix
Source: RefSeq, a predicted model, not a curated record